AUGAAAUUUGAACUGCUGUUUAAUGAAUUCCACAAGAGCAGGGUUACCAGUAUCAUCGACAGGAUAUCAGAGGUAUCACUUGUUAGGAAUGUAGAUGAACGGAAGUUCCAGAUAGACUAUCUUCUCCUGGUGCUACAAAGCUUGGAGCAGAUCAAUUCAUUGACGAGAUGUAGUGCUGCAAAAAUGAAGACUUUUGUCAAUAACCUUGUCGUUGGUCUGACGGCCAUGGCUGGAAAUCUCAAGAUUCCAACUAGCCAGCUCCCACAACCGUAUGAAGGCUUGACGAAGCAAUUCGAUUUGUCUACCAAAAUGUCUCAAACUGUACGCGACCAGAAAAUACGGCUUUUGGAGAUGGGGAUGUUUGCGGAUCCCGAUGAUAACUUUACUGAAAUUGUGUAUGCGGAACAUAAGCAGUAUCUUCAAGAUAUAAUGGACUUAUUUGAGGACUACCUUCGGUCAAUGGUCGAAGUCGCCGGGCUUUUGGAGGGAUUUCGGUUUGCGUAUCUCAAUAAAAAACGCAGACAGCUUGACCCGCUUUUGAGUAUCAUUGCAAUGAUCUUCUGCAGUGUCACAAUUGAACAAUUCUGUCCCAUUCCACAGAUUCAGGCCAUCGGCUGGACCGGGUGCGCUUUUGGAGGAAUGUGGAUGAUCAAGUAUAUGGUCGAUCGGAUUUAUGACUACGCCGAGUUGGGCCCUUCUCAAUGUACCUCCUGCGUGAAGAGAUUUGAAAGAGAUUAA
Molecule: messenger RNA, 738 nt
Organism: Australozyma saopauloensis
Lineage: Eukaryota; Fungi; Ascomycota; Pichiomycetes; Serinales; Metschnikowiaceae
Exons: 1
Coding region: 1-738 (245 amino acids)
Source: RefSeq, a predicted model, not a curated record